AUGACGAGUGGAGUAAUUGUGGAAGAAGGUUUCGUAUACAAGGACGAAACCCAUCUCACUGUUUCAAAGACCUCUCUUUUCUUCGCCGGCGAUGGCUACACUGCUUACGACUGCAAAGGUGAACUCGUCUUCCGAGUCGAAUCAUACGGCCCCAACACUCGUGACACGGGUGAACUCGUUCUCAUGGACGCCUCUGGCAGAUGCCUUCUCACCGUUCGUCGCAAGAGACCGAGUCUCCAUCAAAGGUGGGAAGGCUUCGUAGGGGAGAGAAUUGAGGGACAGAAGCCGAUCUUCAGCGUUCGUAGAUCAUCAAUAAUCGGACGGGGCAGCCUAGCGGUGGAGGUGUACACCAAUCCAGGUGAGGAGUACCAAAUCGAAGGCUCCUUCGCCACCAGGCACUGCACGAUUUUUAAUGCGGAAAAGGAGACAGUGGCCGAGAUUCGACGCAAAGUCGAUGCCACCACUAAUGUCGUGCUCGGGAAAGACGUUUUUUUACUUUCAAUAAAACCGGGUUUUGAUGGUGCCUUUGGUAUGGGGCUAGUCCUAGUGCUUGAUCGAGUCGAUGGUGAUGAUUUAGCUGAUGAAAAUAAUAGUGGGGACCAUGUGGUGGUUGUAAAUCCCACCAAUGAGGAUGCAACUUUUUCUUCUUAA
This is a messenger RNA of Fraxinus pennsylvanica, 651 nucleotides long. The record is from the annotation of a GenBank genome assembly. Lineage: Eukaryota; Viridiplantae; Streptophyta; Magnoliopsida; Lamiales; Oleaceae.